This is a messenger RNA of Folsomia candida, 1339 nucleotides long. RefSeq lists its product as uncharacterized. The transcript has 2 exons. The record is from RefSeq and is a predicted model, not a curated record. The coding region runs from base 618 to 1184 and encodes 188 amino acids. Lineage: Eukaryota; Metazoa; Arthropoda; Collembola; Entomobryomorpha; Isotomidae.
GGCCAGGGUGUAUGCAGCACUCGCUAGGCAAUGAAGACCUCCCUGUGAGGAGGAUGCGAACGCGUACCCAAAGGGCCCGCAUUCCUGUUCGUCUGAAUGGGGCUGCUUUACGUACAUGCUGGUUGGUUUAGAAAACUUUCGUUAGAAAAGGAUAGCGGGAAUAUAAAAUUAUAUAUUUCACAAACGCAAGGGCACCUCACUGACGGGGUCAGACCGCGUGGUGCAACGGGCACUAGAAAUAGCCUAGUUUUUUAUAUUCAGAUAUUUAAGUAUUUCACAAGAUAAUCCUGAAGUCAGCACAGUGAUACAUAAGCGUCAGUCCAACCUACGCGAAGCAAAUAAUAUCCAAAAUUAUGUACAUAUUUAUCUUUUAUAACUGUGGAGUUUGUAAGUAAUAACAAUUAUUAUUUUUGAUUAGAGACGCUGUUGAGUUGUAUGGUUUGCAUUCCUCUUUAUAUGAUGAGACUUUUGAGCCCGAGAAAAACAGGAUGCGUUUAUCAGCCAGUAUCUAAUCUUAGGUUACAAUGUCAUGCGAUAUCUGAAAAUAUUUAUGCAUUGACGAGGCACAAAAGUCAUCAGAACUCGCUACUAUUCGUACUUCAGAAGACUCUUUGACGAUGUCCAGCCUACAAAGUAGUAGCGGUAGCUGUAGCAGCGGUUCAUCGGCAUCAGGAGGGAGUGAUUGGACAAGCAGUUUGUACUUCACCGCUAACGCCAAAACUCCUGGCAUUUAUCCUGCCAAAAUAUCAGACGAAGAAUUGAUGGAUUACUUCAAAAAGGUUGAGGGAACUGAAGAUCAAAUAAUUCGGGUUUGGAUUUUCAAACAAAAUCUCUCAGCCUGGCUUCCGAAGGUGUUUGGUGCUUGGCAUGAAUUCACCGUUGUGGAAUCGACUAAUUAUUUCUGGUCGUUCGAGAAAGAUUCGAAAGGUAUUUGUGUCCAGCGGGCGAAGACCAGAGUACAUGUUAAGGAUUGGUAUCGUGGGGUGGAACGAACCGGAUCGGUGACGCCCGAAGGGAGGGAUCCGCAGAAGGGUAGGGAAGGAGAUACGGUCAAUGACAUUAUAUGGUGGAUAUACAAGGAAAAUUAUUUAAAGAGAGGAUAUCACGCUACCAAAUCGAAUUGCCACUAUUUCGCGUCAUUGAUAUUCGAAGCAAUUGCACGUCAAAAGGGUAGGCGACUUUAACUAUCGGGGAGUCAUAUCAGCAAACCGGUCCUUCUAAUUUUUCAAUCUGUCGGAAUUGACCGGUUUUUUUUUGGGUGUGAAACAUUUCUAGAAUGAAAAAUUAAUUGAAUAAAGUAUCACAAUAAACGUGUCAUUUACUGCGCAUAUAUUAAGAG